GCAGAUCGACUAGCUAGGCGCAAAUAGGCAAGUAGUCAAGGUGCACUGGGUGGUGGACGCAGCCAGUGCAAUUGCAGGAGAGCCGUCGUGGCCUGCACUUCGCUAGCUCCGUCCGAGAAGUCGUGCGUGCCGCCAUGCUAAACGCAAUGUCCACCCUGUUGACGCUGCUGCUGGCCGCCGUCACGAUGGCCUCCGUGGCCGCCACCCACGACAAGAGUCCGAUUUUCGGAGCUUACCUCGCCGAGGCCAUGACCGAGACGCAACUGCAACCGGCGGUCAGGAGCUUGUGUGCCAACUACACGAAAUUUUACGUGGACGAGCUGCAGAAGUUGACGCUGUGGGCUGUUCAGAUGUACGAUUCGACCGCAAAAGUCCCCGACGGAGUGCUCAGCGGCAACGUUUAUCAGUUCGGCCACUUCGACGGCUGCCUGAAGAUCAGAGUGGACCUGGAGGACGGCGAAGGAUUCCGCGGCAAACACUGCCUGGCCAAAAUCAAGUUCGCCCCCAAACCAGAGACCUACCCGCAAUAUUUCCUCCCUUCUGAUGACCCUUUCCGCAUGGAAUUUGAUGCCAAUGGCAGCGCUUGGGAGAAGAUCAAAUACACCGGAGACUUGCGGAAACAGAGACGAGACGCGAUCUACUGGGGCGUCUGCGUGCCGUCCGUGUGCGGCGCAAAAAGUGUGCUUGAAGGCAUUAAAAACGCCAUCAAGCCUCUACAAGACAGCUUUGGUGUCAAUGCCAAUGUUGAACUUGUCGAGAAAAACUGUAAAAUACUGCAAUCGGAGACUUUUGAUACGCUCGACAUAUCUUAUAGCCUUAUUCUUUUUAUUAUCAUCGUCAUCGUGCUGAUUUGCACAGCAGUCGACACCUAUACCGCCUAUUUGGAUAAAAUCACCGACAGUUUCGGCAUCAGAAUUUUGCGCUCGUUCUCUGUCAGAACCAACUGGCUGAUACUGUGCCAAGGCCCUGCAGCCAGGGACAAUGACGCUGGGGACCUCCGAUCAAUCCAUGGGCUCAGGUUUUUGUCAAUGUGGCUUAUCAUCAUGGGCCAUCGCUGCAUGUUCUCACUGGGAGGCCCGCUUUUCAACCCUGAGCGGAUUGAAGAGAUCUACACAUCGGCUUUGAAUAUGAUUCUGCUCAACGGCACAAUCAUCGUCGACACUUUUUUCUUAAUCAGCGGUUUCCUCUCGUGCUACUUGAUGCUGCUUGAGCUGGAUAAAAAGAGGAAGGUCAAUGUUUCUUUGUUGUACGCCUACAGAUACAUCAGACUGACUCCAGUGUAUGCGAUGGUUGUCGGCUUUUACGCAACCAUCUACCCAAAAUUAGGUGAUGGUCCUAUGUGGGACCAAAAAGUUGGACUUGAGCGAGACAGGUGCAGAGACAACUGGUGGGCAAACCUGCUUUACAUCAACAAUUACGUUAACGCCGAGAACAUGUGUAUGUUCCAAUCUUGGUUCCUGGCCUGUGACAUGCACUAUUUCCUUCUGUCACCGCUCAUUAUUUAUCCCUUGUGGAGGUGGCCUAGACCUGGAAAGGUGCUGCUAUUUUUCGUCACCUCCCUCUCCAUUUUCGUGCCCUUUGCGGUUACCCUUUUGGGCGGACUCGACGCUGUCUUACUGCUUUUCAUGAGCACACUCGCUGAUCCGGUUUCAAACGAGACUUUCCGCUCAAUCUACAUUCCCUCCCACACAAGAGCGGCUCCGUAUUUCAUCGGCAUUGUUUGGGGGUAUGUGCUCUACAAAAUUCGCUCUGAAGGAAUCAAAAUCAACAAGAAAUUCGCCGCGGCUAUAUUUAUAUUUUUGCACUUUGUCGCAUUCGGAUGCAUUUUUGGUGCAUGGGCCUUUUACAUCCCGGACAUUCCCAGAUCAGCCCUGGAGAAAGCUCUCUAUGGAGGCUUUCACAGAGCAGGCUGGGCCAUCUCCAUUGGCUGGCUUAUUGUAGCUUGUGCGCUGAGUUUGGCUGGUCCAUACCGCGCUUUGCUUUCCUGGAAACCAAUGGUGCCACUUGGGCGUUUGACCUACUGCGCCUUUCUGGCCCACUCAGGGGUACAAAUGUACCAAAGUGCUUCAAUGCGUGUGCCUGAAUAUAUGACCUACUUCAAGAUGCUCUGGAUGACAUUGGGCGAUGUUUCAUUCACUUUCGGUGUCGCCUUGGUUCUGUACAUGCUCUUUGAGGCUCCAGUGACUGCACUACAAAGAAUAUUUUUCAAAAAAGAUCGAAAACCCGCAGGUGAUAAUCAGCAGCUUCCUGUUACAAUGGUUCAAAACGAGAUCAGGGAAACAUGCAGAGCGUGACAGAAAUUAAUUUCGUAAUUUAUAAUUAUUCCAGUUCAAAGUAUUCCUAGCAUUGUAAUCGCACGUUGUUGAAAUCUGUGAUUUUACCAUUUCCAUUGCUAUUAAAUGCCGAGCAUCAUCUCUAGUCUCCUCUAUGUAUUUACUAAUGACUUCUCCCCAUACUAACUCAACCAUGUGGUAUUAUCUUAAUCAUGUUGUAAACAAAUAAAUUUAUUUAAAGAAA
Molecule: messenger RNA, 2517 nt
Organism: Cloeon dipterum
Lineage: Eukaryota; Metazoa; Arthropoda; Insecta; Ephemeroptera; Baetidae
Product: nose resistant to fluoxetine protein 6-like
Exons: 13
Coding region: 135-2294 (719 amino acids)
Molecular function (GO): acyltransferase activity, transferring groups other than amino-acyl groups
Source: RefSeq, a predicted model, not a curated record